UGGCUCUGGAGAAGGGAGAGGAGUGGGGCGGGAGGAGGCAGCGACGGCGAUCCGGCCAGGGUGAUGGUACAGGUGCCAGGGCCCGGCGCGGAGCUGCCGCGCUGAAGGGCGACGGGUCCGGAGUCCGCAGCGCCGCCGCGUCGCUCCCGGGGACGGGCGAGCGGGCGGGAAGAUGCUGAGCAGGUUGAUGAGCGGCAGCAGCAGGAGUCUGGAGCGCGAGUACAGCUGCACCGUGCGGCUGCUGGACGACAGCGAGUACACCUGCACCAUCCAGAGAGAUGCCAAAGGCCAGUACCUGUUUGACCUCCUUUGCCACCACCUGAACCUACUUGAGAAAGACUACUUUGGGAUUCGUUUUGUGGACCCGGAUAAGCAGCGGCAUUGGUUGGAGUUUACAAAGUCAGUGGUGAAGCAACUGAGAUCCCAGCCUCCGUUCACCAUGUGCUUCCGUGUGAAGUUCUACCCUGCAGACCCUGCUGCCCUGAAAGAAGAAAUAACCAGGUACUUAGUCUUCCUGCAGAUCAAAAGGGAUCUCUACCAUGGCCGUCUCCUCUGUAAAACAUCGGAUGCCGCCUUGUUAGCAGCCUAUAUCCUUCAAGCGGAGAUUGGGGAUUAUGACCCAGGAAAGCACCCUGAAGGCUACAGCUCCAAGUUCCAAUUCUUCCCGAAACAUUCAGAGAAACUGGAAAAGAAAAUUGCCGAGAUUCACAAGACUGAACUCAGUGGCCAAACACCAGCAACAUCAGAGCUGAAUUUCUUAAGAAAGGCACAGACAUUGGAGACCUAUGGAGUAGACCCUCACCCAUGCAAGGAUGUGUCAGGAAAUGCUGCGUUUCUGGCCUUCACUCCUUUCGGGUUUGUUGUUCUUCAAGGAAACAAGAGGGUCCACUUCAUUAAGUGGAAUGAGGUGGCCAAGCUGAAAUUUGAAGGAAAGACUUUCUAUUUAUACGUAAGUCAGAAAGAGGAGAAGAAAAUCAUUCUCACAUAUUUCGCUCCAACUCCAGAAGCCUGUAAGCACCUCUGGAAAUGUGGAAUUGAGAAUCAAGCCUUCUACAAGCUGGAGAAGUCAAGCCAGGUCCGCACAGUGUCCAGCAGCAAUCUGUUCUUUAAGGGGAGCCGGUUCCGAUACAGUGGCCGUGUUGCAAAGGAAGUAAUGGAGUCAAGUGCCAAGAUCAAACGGGAGCCACCAGAAAUACACAGAGCAGGGAUGGUUCCCAGCCGCAGCUGUCCCUCAAUAACCCAUGGCCCCCGGCUGAGCAGCGUCCCCAGGACACGAAGAAGAGCUGUUCACAUCUCCAUCAUGGAAGGCCUGGAGUCCCUACGAGACAGUGCCCAUUCCACACCAGUGAGGUCCUCUUCCCAUGGGGACACCUUCUUGCCUCACGUGAGAAGCAUCCGGGCAGACAGCAAUGAACGAGUAGCUGUGAUCGCAGAUGAGGCCUACAGUCCGGCAGACAGCGUGCUACCUACACCUGUAGCCGAGCACAGCCUGGAGCUGAUGCUGCUUUCCAGGCAGAUCAAUGGAGCCACGUGCAGCAUUGAGGAGGAGAAGGAGUCUGAGGCCAGUACCCCAACUGCAGCAGAGGUGGAGGUCCUUGGAGGAGAGCUGAGGGCCCUGUGUCAGGGGCACGGCGGGCCAGAGCAAGAACAGAGUGGGCAUCUGAAGGGACCACGGCCACAGCAGCAGCAGAAGGGGUGGGGUAAGUCUGUCCCCUUAGACUAGCGCCUAGUGGACAUCACUGAGUUUUAGUUAAUGGUUUUUUUGGUUUUGUUUUUUUGUUUUUUUCCUGAAGAACCUCAGGGCUCUUCUAGUGCUCCUGGGGUGUCAAUGAAGUCAGUGGCAGGAGAGUGACUGUCAGAAAUGUCCUGCGUGUAGUUUCCAGAGACCUGUGCUAAGUCGACUGACUGCCUGAGAGCCUGUGGGGCAUAGAAAGCAGUGCUUGUUUUGUAGUGUGCCCUUCCAAAAAAAAAAAAGGACUAUUUCAAGCUCUAUUUUAAAAGCAAAAUGUUAUUUUCUUAUCUAUUCAUAUUUUGUUUUUACUUUAUGGAUUAAGAAAACAGAACCUGAUGAACUUUAGCUGCAAGAGAGAAACAGAUCUGAGGAACCGUCAAGAACAAGCAGCAGCCUUGGAAGGGACCAGGAAACAUUCUAAGUGAUGCUCACAAGAGACAGAAUUUGACCAUGGCAGAGACCAACACUUAGCAUAGAAAUGCCACCCAUAGGGUCAGCCUCUGCCCCUGGAAAUAAGGCCCAGGAGAAUCCUUGGAGGGCGUAACUCACUGCAACACUGGACCACAAAGGUGAGCAGGAGUCCCCAGGCCUCUACACUUAAAAACAAUCACACACACAAGACCUUGUUUCCAUCUCAGGGAGAGAUCGCAAAGUCGUCAGAGGCCCAAGGACUUAUUCAAAGGACAGUCAAGGGACAUACUCCAGAGACCCAGACAACAGCAGAGCUAAACAGCUCCACAUGUAGAACAGGUUGAACUGUAGUACAUUUGAGCUCCUCUUAUUUUUUUUGCCUGGGAUGGUAAAACCAUGUCCAUGUUCUGAAUAGAAAAACCAAUG
Phodopus roborovskii (desert hamster) is the source of this 2569-nucleotide messenger RNA. RefSeq names its product FERM domain containing 5 (gene Frmd5). Gene Ontology annotation, cellular component: cytoskeleton. The transcript is spliced from 15 exons. Lineage: Eukaryota; Metazoa; Chordata; Mammalia; Rodentia; Cricetidae. Bases 173 to 1723 code for a protein of 516 amino acids. The record is from RefSeq and is a predicted model, not a curated record. Gene Ontology annotation, molecular function: cytoskeletal protein binding.